GGCUUUCGCCGCGUCCCGACCACCGCGUCUCAACCUCGUCAGCCUUCUGCCCUUGCAUCCCCAGGAAGUUAUUGAACACAAAGAAAUACAAUAAAAAAAUGAUUGAUCCUUUUCGCUAGCGGAUUCUUUCAGCCCAGACCACCCCGAGCUUCCCGUUUUGAGAUUAUCUUGAAAGAUGCACCACUCUCAGCUGGCGCCAUUGCCCAUCGACCUCCCCUUUCGAAUAGUCUCUAAGACAUUCGGCCAGGGUGCUUAUGCUAGCUUGAAAAAAGCGUGCCCUGUGAACGCCGAUAACCCUGUCUUCGCUGUCAAGUUCAUCAACAAAGACUAUGCCGCUCGCCAUGGCAAGAUAAGUCCUCGACAGUUGCUCAUGGAAGCAACGGUACACAAACAUAUUGGCGACCAUAACAAUAUCAUUUCCUUCUUCCAAACUGGGGAGGAUGGGGCCUGGCGAUGGAUCGCGAUGGAACUAGCCGAAGGAGGGGACCUCUUUGACAAAAUCGAAGCGGACGAGGGCGUCGGCGAGGACAUCGGCCAUGUAUACUUCUCCCAGCUUGUCAGCGCGGUAGGAUACAUGCACUCGAAAGGUGUAGGGCAUCGAGAUAUUAAGCCAGAGAAUAUUCUCUUGACAGCGGAUGGAAAUCUGAAAAUCGCGGAUUUUGGUCUCGCGACGCUUUUCGAAUACAAGGGUGGCACCAAGCUGUCCACCACCUUCUGCGGUAGCCCACCUUAUAUCGCGCCGGAGGUUAUCACCUGUAGCACGCGGAAUCAAACGAAGGGAUCUGGAUACCGCCCUGACGUGGCGGACGUCUGGUCUUGUGGGAUUGUUCUUUUUGUUCUCCUUGCCGGAAAUACACCCUGGGAUAGUCCUACGGAGGACAGCUAUGAAUUUCACGAAUAUGUUACGAAAAACUCCCGCACAUCCGACGAGCUAUGGCAGAAACUACCCACCUCCACAUUAUCACUACUUCGCGGCAUGCUGAACGUCGAUUCUCACCAUAGAUUUUCCCUAGAAGAUGUCAGAAGACACCCUUGGUUCACCCGUAACAACAAACACCUCACCCCUGAUGGCAGACUGCACGACCCGAUCAAGAUAGCCACAUCCAUGUUCGAAUCUCUACACAUUGACCUCUCCCAAUCUGUGUCCCGACCCAUGAACGGCGGUAGUUUCGGUGCGGAUAGAAUGGAUAUCGAUAUCGGCGACGACUUAGGCGCGGAGCACAGAAUCUCAUCUACCCAGCCCGAGGUGCCCAGAGGCAACAUGAUGAUCGACUGGGACACGCCGCACCUCACAGAGGUCUUCUCAUCGAGCCAACCGACAGGCAAACAGCCACCAAGCAGUCUCAGCCCAGAAAUCUUAGAAGACGAACCCACCUUUUCGCAAUUCUCGCAACGCCCCUCCGUUCCACUCAGCCGGACUCAAAACGCCCAGCGAUUCCACGACAUCGUCCCCUCCCGCUCCAUGACUCGCUUCUUCUCCGCGUGGGAACUCAAGCUCCUGGUCCCCCUUAUCUGCGAAGCACUGCACCGCCUCGGCGUCCCUGUUCCCGCUGUCCCUGGCGUCUCUCCCGGUGACAACUCGGCCAUGAUUCGAGUCAUUACCAGAGACGGGAGGAUGUGCCCUCUGCAUGGAAAGGUACUUAUCGAGUGUGUCUCCGAGGGCCUCUUCGAAAUCGAAUUCAUGAAGGGCAAGGGCGAUCCACUUGAGUGGCGCCGGUUCUUCAAGAAGGUCGUCCUGCUUUGUAAGGAUGCGGUGUAUACACCUGAUUCAUAGGCAGCCUUCCUGUUUUGUUGGCACUUACAUUCACCAAUUUUUCGCUUCUAUCAACCCUAUUUGGAAAAUCUGCUUUUGUCACGUUAGACCUGUUUAACGCGUGUAUGUAUGUAUGUAUGUAUGUAUGUAUGUAUGAGUGAUGGAUACUUUACUAUCUUCGGAUAAUUUCUGGGGGCAAUUAUCACUAUUUAGCGAAUAAGUAUUUUGUUCAGGAAGGUCGAUGAAAUCGGCAAAAGCCUCUGGUAAAUCAAUAUUCCAAAAUGGGUAUCAUAUCCUCUCGACCUCACUCGUUGAAUAAGGCAAAAGGUAUUGUUUCCCCCAAUCCAUACAUACAGUAAGAGAAACCCAAUACACAGGGAUUGACAUAGAUAAUAUAGAUAUUAACACAGA
Molecule: messenger RNA, 2164 nt
Organism: Aspergillus versicolor CBS 583.65
Lineage: Eukaryota; Fungi; Ascomycota; Eurotiomycetes; Eurotiales; Aspergillaceae
Product: putative serine/threonine protein kinase
Exons: 2
Coding region: 176-1774 (532 amino acids)
Biological process (GO): mitotic G2 DNA damage checkpoint signaling; protein phosphorylation
Cellular component (GO): cytoplasm; nucleus; site of double-strand break
Molecular function (GO): ATP binding; protein kinase activity
Source: RefSeq, a predicted model, not a curated record